Messenger RNA from Octopus sinensis (East Asian common octopus), 1588 nucleotides. Its product is annotated as cytochrome P450 2U1-like. The transcript is spliced from 7 exons. NCBI's taxonomy places the organism in Eukaryota, Metazoa, Mollusca, Cephalopoda, Octopoda, Octopodidae. Bases 51 to 1130 code for a protein of 359 amino acids. Gene Ontology annotation, cellular component: intracellular membrane-bounded organelle; cytoplasm. The record is from RefSeq and is a predicted model, not a curated record. Gene Ontology annotation, biological process: xenobiotic metabolic process. Gene Ontology annotation, molecular function: oxidoreductase activity, acting on paired donors, with incorporation or reduction of molecular oxygen, reduced flavin or flavoprotein as one donor, and incorporation of one atom of oxygen; heme binding; iron ion binding.
GUAUCGUUUUUAGUUCUGGAAAACAAUGGAAAGACCAGAGAAAGUUUACCAUGUCAGCACUUCGGGAACUAGGAGUAGGCAAAAAAGUUCUGGAAGAAAAGAUGUCUUUAGAAACCCAGAGAUUAGGCGAAACUUUUCAAUCUCAAAAUGGUAAACCGUUCUCCUUAAAUAAACAGUUGUCACUCUUCACUUCGAGUGUCAUAUACAAUAUCAUAUUUGGUAAAAGGAUCAAAUACAGUGAUUCUGAGUUUCAGGAGAUCGUUCAACAUUUUCAAGAUGUGUUCAAAUAUAUUAGUAUAUUUGUACCAGAAAAUUUCUUACCACUUCUCAGAUUUUUUCGGUGGAAUUCUCCCAUAGAAAAGGUUAUAAGGAAGCAGGAGAAGGUGAAAAGUUACAUAAAAGAUAAAAUCAUAGAACAUAAAGAAACGUUUAAUGCUGAAAACAUAAGAGAUUUCAUUGAUAUGUAUUUGCUGACGCUUCAGAAGGAACCAAACAGUGAAACGUUAACUGAUGAGAAUAUGUUCCACACAAUUUGCGACUUAUUUCUGGCUGGAACCGACACGACUGCUAACCAUCUUACCUGGGCUUUUCUCUGUAUGGCCAAAUACACGGAUGUACAGAAGAAGUGUCGAAAAGAAAUUGUACAGAUCACCAAUGGGACCAGACCUGUUACAAUGGAAGACAAACCACAUAUGACAUACGUUGCAGCAACUCUUUUUGAGGUUCACAGAAUUGGGACAAUUGCUUCUGUAACUGCUCCACACACCGCUGAAGUUCAAACAACUCUUCAAGGUUAUGAUAUUCCAAAAGAUACUCUCGUUUCAUUCUUAUUAUUGGAAGCUCAUUCUGAUCCGAAUUAUUGGGAUAAACCAGAGGAAUUCCGUCCUGAAAGAUGGAUUGAUGAAAAUAAUGAGUUAAAGAAAAAUGAGGCUUUUUUACCUUUCGGUUCGGGUCCAAGAAUGUGUUCAGGAAUGUCAUUAGCCAAUAUGGAAGCUUUCCUGGCUUUUACAAACAUCUUACAGAAAUUUCAGUUGGAAAGACCUGACGAAACACCAAUGACGCUAGAGGGCAACAUGUCUGGCCUCAGUUAUGCCCCAACGAAUGAUGAUAUCCGUGCAAUAUCAUUGUGAUGUAAUUUGGUCAGAAUUUGGACAGCGAGAAGAUAUCUUUUGGAAAGUAGAGAAACAUUUUCUUUGUAGAAUACUGGCAGAUCCGCGAUAGUAAAUUAUAGUAUUUCUCUAUGCUUUCACUCUUGGUAGUUCUCCAACAAUAUUAUUCGAUAGACACACAUGGUAAUAUAUGUAUGCUGGUAUAUCAAUAGGAAUAUAUGCGGAUAUGUACCAUGACAUAUAGAGAAUAAAAAUAGACAAAAUUUCGAGCAAUAUGGUGGACAAAAUGUCUUCCUUUCCCUUCGCAAUUUCCUUGAGUUACAGUUUUCUUUAUGUUGCUAAUUCGUGUACACUCCUUCGUAUAAUUUACGCAAAUAAAACUAUAAGAUAAAUUAUCAUUUCGUUUUUGCAUUGGCUUUGCAAGAUUCUUUGUGUGAAUUCGUGUGUUGAUAGAAAUUUUGUUGUGUCCAGGGAGAGAC